AGCAAGUGAUUCGCUGCCUCUCGUUAAGCUCGACAGCAUGCUUGUAUGCUUACCUAACCUCACCAGCACUACUAAACAUCACGAGUAGCGCUUCUCGCGAUAAUCGCGUAAAGACUAGAAGGCAGGGCGAUCAGUCGGCGCUCGCCCUGCAUACUACCUCCCCGGGUUAUACUUGCUAGAAUGCAUGCAUGCACGCACGCUCUACCCGUUCAAAAGUCCGUGAUCAUUCUACACCUGCAGCAGCCCCAAAAACCCUCCGUGCCUCGUGGGCAUCCGACACAGCCGACAAAUCAAGAGCGAACAACGCAGACGAAGAGACCCAACCCCCAAUCAACCACCGCCCCAAGCGGACAUGAAACAGAAUCAGGCGAGAGACUCCUCCCGCCGGCGGACCUCAAGCGUGCAGACCAAAAGGGAAGGCGAACGGGUACUGUACAAUACGGUGUGCAUUGCAACUUGCAACUUGCCAGGUGGGGGGCGGAACUGACCCGGUACUUCUAGCUCCGGCAUUCGGGUUCCUGGAUAGGCCAGGAUAGGGCCCGUGGGUGGGUGGAUGGGUGGGUGGCGCACGUGAGAAUAAGAAGCG
This is a messenger RNA of Aspergillus homomorphus CBS 101889, 586 nucleotides long. RefSeq lists its product as uncharacterized. The transcript has a single exon. Lineage: Eukaryota; Fungi; Ascomycota; Eurotiomycetes; Eurotiales; Aspergillaceae. The coding region runs from base 181 to 501 and encodes 106 amino acids. The record is from RefSeq and is a predicted model, not a curated record.